Messenger RNA from Mauremys mutica (yellowpond turtle), 1070 nucleotides. RefSeq names its product phospholipase A2 inhibitor NAI-like. NCBI's taxonomy places the organism in Eukaryota, Metazoa, Chordata, Testudines, Geoemydidae. The transcript has 5 exons. Gene Ontology annotation, molecular function: phospholipase inhibitor activity. Gene Ontology annotation, cellular component: extracellular region. The record is from RefSeq and is a predicted model, not a curated record. Bases 45 to 716 code for a protein of 223 amino acids.
UCAGCAGCUUUAUUCCCAUCGCAGCCUGUGCUCUCCCUGUCAUCAUGAAGGUUUCCUUCACCCUCUGCAUCCUCUUGGCUUUCAUAGAUGCAGGGAGCUCUCUUCAGUGUGAGGUUUGCCAUGAAAUAGGGGAGAGCUGUUCCGGCCCCAUGGAAACCUGCGAUACUGGCAAAGAAACCUGUGGCAUCAUGAAGCACGAAGCUGUACAAGAGUCAAAGAGGAUUGUGAUAACCCAAAAGUCCUGCCUGCACUCCAACAGUUGCCGAGCAGACCCCAUUAGUAUGAACUUUGGGAACGGAAUAACACAAAGGAACGGAAUCAUCUGCUGUGUGGGAGAAGCCUGUAAAACAGCAUCUGACCCAUUGCCACCAAUGAACACCGUGCCCAAUGGCCUGCAGUGUCCGGCAUGCUACACUGAGAAUUCUUACCAGUGUAGUGAAGACACUGUGCGUUGUACCGGAGCCCAGACCCAGUGUUUUGAUAUAGCUGGGAAAAUAACCAUUGGCAUACUACCCCUAAAAACCGCAAUGAAGGGCUGCACCACCGAGUCUGAGUGCACUGCACCAAAAGGGGAGAAAGGGUUCGAUAUGGACAUUGUGAGGUUUGAGUGCAAACCAGCCUCCAGCAGAGGCCACAAGGCUCUUGGAUUUGCCCCUUGUGUCGCCCUCCUCCUUCCACCCCUGUCAAGGCUUAUCUUGGUGCAGCUGCUUUCUUGAUCUUUCCUGCAGGUCUUGGGACACAUGCCCACAGUUGCUGUGCUGAAGCCACUCUAUCUGCUGCUUGCACAUGGCACUUUCUGCAGUUGUUUUUCCCUUGCAGGGACUCUCUGUUUUCUACUGGAAUCUCUCUGCCUUAGCCUUUUGCAAUGAAGCCAAGAAAAAUCUUCUAGAUUUUUGAUUUAUUUAAGUUGGUGAAGUUUAAUUAUAUUGGGCAUCACGAUGGCUAGGCUGGGACCCAGCGAGACCCUGUGUAGAACCACUAGACCAGGGGUAGGCAACCUAUGGCACGGGUGCCGAAGGCGGCACACACACUGAUUUUCAGUGGCACUCACACUGCCCGGGUCCUGGCCA